Messenger RNA from Lecanosticta acicola, 1154 nucleotides. Lineage: Eukaryota; Fungi; Ascomycota; Dothideomycetes; Mycosphaerellales; Mycosphaerellaceae. The record is from the annotation of a GenBank genome assembly.
AUGGUCAACAUCACCCACGUCGACUUGUUGAGGCUGGCGACCAGUUUCCCCUACGCCGAUCAGCUCCAGGCCGUUACCAAUGCCUCGACUGAUCACGUUUCCUUUCUGGCCUACGAUGCGUCCUUUGUGACGGACGUCCUUGGCUCCAAUGUAACUCAGAAGCUUGUCGCGGAUUUACCUUGGGCUGCUUUCCACGAGGCAGGCGUCUACAACAAGGCUACUGGCAAGCUCUAUGCGACCAGUAAUUGGAAUGGGUCGUUGGACAACCCCAUCAACGUCACUGUCAUCGACAUUCACAACGAUGACAAAGUCAGCUCCAUUCGAUACCCCAACCUAGCAGAGGCCAACGGCGCGGCAGCCUUCUACCCCGUUGGAUCAUCGCCAAACAGCACUGCAGGUCAACAGAUUGUCUUCUGCGACGAAGGCGAUCUCCGUCGUGGCCCGUCACAGCUCACUGUCGUUGAUCCGGCCACCAACAAGUCGGAAGUCAUCCUGAACAACUUCCUGGGACGAAACUUUUCCAGCAUCAACGACAUUGAGCAGCAUUACCAUACUGGAGAUCUGUGGUUCACUGACGCACGAUACGCAUACUGGUACGUCGUCGUUGGGAAUUCAAGAGGUAGUGGCGAAAGCUGACCAGAUACAGGCAAUACUUCCAAGUCGAGCCGUCUAUUCGACCUCAAGUCUACCGCUUCGAGCCCAAGACCGGCGUCGUCCAGGCCGUCGCCGACUACUUCAUCGCACCCAAUGGCUUCGAAUUCAGCCCGGACUUCAAACACGCCUACGUUACCGACACUGGCGUGCACACAUUCCCCGGCAAGGACAACCUCACCGCGCCUGCAACGAUCUACCGCUUCGAUAUCACUCCGGAUGGCAAGCGGCUGGAGAAUCGACAAGUGUUUGCCUACAGUGACCAAGGCUUCCCCGAUGGUAUUCACACCGACACCAAGGGCAAUGUGUAUUCUGGUACGAGCGAUGGUGUGCAUGUCUGGAACCCUGCAGGUGUCCUCAUUGGCAAGUUUGGGAUCGGGGGCAAUGGUGUCAACAACUUCGCCUUUGUUCCCGGUGGCAUGUAUAUCUUCAAUGCCUACAAGCUGUGGAAGGUGACGAUCAAGGCCGAGGGCCGUACCGUCAAGCGCGACUUUGGGCUGUAA